Messenger RNA from Saccostrea echinata, 2915 nucleotides. Its product is annotated as serine/threonine-protein phosphatase 6 regulatory ankyrin repeat subunit A-like. The record is from RefSeq and is a predicted model, not a curated record. Bases 268 to 2376 code for a protein of 702 amino acids. Lineage: Eukaryota; Metazoa; Mollusca; Bivalvia; Ostreida; Ostreidae. Gene Ontology annotation, molecular function: protein binding. The transcript has 11 exons.
CUGGCACCAUCAUGAUAGCUUUCCUACGUGUGCUGCAAACAUUGUAAGAACACCGCUACCUAACCCAAUAGAUGCACAUUACAUUGCUGAUUUCUUGGGUCUGCCUUACGUGUUCCUGGAGGAUUUGAUAGACAAGAAACUGGCUCAAUUGUGGGUAUAAUAUACUUCCUCCUCGACAAUUGAAUGUCAGUCGUCCGUAUUUAACUUCUGCAUUGUAGAACACCUGGACAAGUAUUGACAUGAUACAUAGAUAAGUUACAUGGUCGCAUGGUGGAAUUUCUAAAACCAAAACCAAAUCUCUUGUGGAAUACUAAAGGAAGUGGAAGAAUGUUUUUACUGACAAUUUUGUUAUGUCUUGUACGGGAAGCUGUAUCAGCGAAGGAAGAAGUCUUGUUUGAUUAUACUUUUCCUGUUCAUACCACUGAGAGAUGUCCACUGAAUAGCAGUGAUUGGAUUGCUGCGUCUGACAGAUUACACUGCAAUGAUACGCAUGGAUACCACUGCGUCCCAGAUAAGACAUUCUCAUUUCUCAUUGAGUUUUGCUAUCCAGAGGGAAAACGGAAACGUUUUCAAAAAGGCAAUUGCCUUGAGCUUGCCUACACUGGUAUUCUGAACCAUGUCAAGUGCAGAAAUUUUACGUUUGGUUGUCCUGAUGAAGACUACAAUAGCGAUGAACUGUAUAGAUAUCCAGCUUGUUUGAAUAUAUAUGAAAACUGUUUUACUGCGGAUACCCAUUGUCUAAAAAUGCGAUGUUCUAGAAAAGAACAAAGAGCACUAGAACAGGGUAGAGAGGAUGGAUGUACUUACACUGGCUAUAUUGUAGGGCUGUGUGUUAUAUCCGUUUUGUGUAUUUCCUUUUUCAUCGUCAACAUAAUUCUAUUAUACAAGAACAGACAACUAAUUCAGAAAAUGAAGCGAAAUCUGAGUUACGAAGUAAAUCCACUGCUUGGGGGACGUAUGAACACAGCUAGCGAAAACAAGAGAUUGGAUCAUCUAAAUAUGGAAGAUGACAUAGGUAGAUAUAUUUUUGUCGACUUCACUGUCGAGGAUGCACAGUUGUUUGAUCUCUUAAAAAGACAGUGUCUGAAUGGUGUUUAUGUUGGUUUUAAAUAUCUCGUAGAAUCUAAAGUCAUACCAAGAAAGAAAAAUGAAAUAUUUCAUCAACAUGAUGCUCAUGGGUGUACGUUAUUGCAUUAUGCGGCUCAAGGAGGAUCAAUCACAAUAAUUGAAAAAAUUCUAACAACUGACCCGGAAGCAAAACUUCAAAAUGAGAGUUAUCGAGGUCAAAAUGCACUGCACUUUGCUAUAAAAUAUAAACAAAAAGAGUUAAGCGAAUAUCUAAUUACACAACACGGGAAAAAAUUUAUUAAAAAAAGCAUGGUGGAAUUCGAUCAUUCUAAGGUAAAGGAAGAUAGAAAAAUUGCAAGCAAUGGCACAGGUGAAUUUGAGCCAUUUCACUGGAUUGCGUGGAAUGGAGAUUUAAGGAUCCUUGAAGUUUUGAAGGAGGCUGAUGUUGAUUUGACGAGGUUAACGAGGAAUGGUCUAGGCAUUUUAGACAUCGCAUGCAUGAAGAAAGAAAACGAUUUCUGUAGACACGUAAUAGAAAAUGAAAAACAGAUAAAUCUUGAGAAGGUUGACUCAAGUGGAUGGAAUAUUUCUCAUUAUGCUGCUAUGUCAGAUAAUGUGGAAGUUUUAAAACUUCUAAAAAACAAACACGAACAUUUAAUCAAAGCCAAAACGCACUGGAAUAAAACCACUCUGCACAUUGCGUGUGAAUAUGGAUGCAGGAGUAUCGUCACAUACCUAAUUGGCCACUUUCAGUCACUUCUUAAGAGCAAAGACGAUCAUGGAUGGAAUGCUGCACACUAUGCAGCAAAAGGAGGCAAUUUAGAAAUUCUUAAAGAAUUACUAAAAACUAAGAGAAUCGAAAUCGAUUCGCUGACAGAAGAAGGAAAGACAUUACUCCACAUCGCAUGCAUCCAUAAGCAGGUGGAGAUCUGCAACUUUGUUGCUGAGAGAUUUUCUCAAGAUCCCAACUGGGGACUGUUAGAUCUAAAAACAACAAACCAUGGCUGGACCGCUGCUCAUUACCUUGGCGUCGAGAGUAAAGGAGAUGGAAGUGAGGCGGAAAUAAUUGACAUGCUCCAUGAACGGAAAAUGAAGCUUUCAGCCACAACUAACAAGGGAUAUUCUAUUCUAACUAUAGCCAUUGAUCAUUUAAAUACACGGCUAACAAAACACAUUCUUUCUAAUAAGUAUAGAGCAAUUCUUGAAAUAACCGAGAAAAGUAUCAGAAAAGACAGAGAACACACGAAGAAUGAACAAGUUUUGAAGAUACUGGACGAUGCUUUGUCAGAAAUUAUCAGUGACAAAUAGAUUUAAAACAACAACAUUGAAAAUAUACAUAUAAGAAGCAAAAUCUAUCACUUUGAAAUCAUUUCCAUUGUAUUAAACGGCGUUUUUUUUUUAAAUCUACGCAUGUAUCUGUCCCCUGCAGUUGGACUUUGGAAUAUUGAGACAUAUAAUGAAUUUAUUUGCAGGCUUCCUCAUCAAGCUGGAUAAUUGUACCGUUUCUAUGAACUACAAAUAUUUCUGGAAUUGCUAUUCCACAGCGGUUCCGGCAUGAUUUAUUGAUACUUACAGCAUUACUUAAAAGUGAGAAUUACAUGUUUAAUUAAACUAAUUGCAGAGUGACAAUAAAAAAACUUCACAAUUGGAAAGUACGUCAGCAGCAAAAGGGAUACCGGUAUUGUAUCCUAUCCUUUGCUACAUUAUUUUUGUAAUUAUUCAAAAAAAAAAAUCUUGCAAAUUUGACGGAGAAAAAAUAGCAUUAUGUAAACCGCUUUCAUAAAUAAACGUUGUCUUUAAGGAUGUCACAUAUGUUGGAAAAAUAUAAAUAAAAUAUAUUAAAGAGA